Messenger RNA from Drosophila navojoa, 2881 nucleotides. Its product is annotated as organic cation transporter protein. Gene Ontology annotation, molecular function: transmembrane transporter activity. The record is from RefSeq and is a predicted model, not a curated record. Gene Ontology annotation, cellular component: membrane. Lineage: Eukaryota; Metazoa; Arthropoda; Insecta; Diptera; Drosophilidae. Gene Ontology annotation, biological process: transmembrane transport.
UUGCUCUCGGUCAUUCGUUGUGGUUGUGUGAACUUGUGCCGCAGCAUCAUCAGCAGCAGCAACAGCAGCAACAGCAGCAACAGCAACGACAACGACAACGACAAGAACAACAGCAGCGGACAGAGACGACAUUGUCGCCAUCGUUGUCGCCAUCGACAUCGACAUCGCAUAGAGAAUCAGAAUCAUAAGAAGCAACAGCAGGAAGAGUUUUUUCGUGUGAGCAGCCAAAGACAAAACGUUUUGUGGUUGCAUUUACGAUUCGAGAGCACUGCGACUGCAGCACGCAGCUCGCCGCACACAUAGAAGGCAAUAAUAAAUAAAUAAACAAAAAUUUUGUCUUGGCCUACGCCUCGUAUGCGUAAUGUCAUAAACGAUACCAAACGCUUAACUCGUCAACGGCUCAUUAUACGAGAAGCACAACAAAGAUACGGGACAGUUGGUUCUAUGUGCCUGCUUCCGUUUGGUGCGCUUUUAAAAAAUUGAUCAACGCAGCGAGCAGUGAAACGCGACAAGGCGGGUAACGGAUUUCCGCGCCAAGGCAUCGAAACAACAGCACCCGAAAGCGGGGAAAGGAAAUCGGGCAGGCAGUCAGGCAACAGCAGUAGCAGAGCAUCGCCUUGGUGCCAAUUGUGCAGCAGAACGCGUUUCUGGAUUAGACCGAGUCUAGCAGAAGCAGCAACAGCAGAAACAGCAACAGCAACAGCAAGAGCAAUAAGUUCCUUUGUGCGUCAUGCACGACACAGCCGGCAAACCGUCCCCCAUAACCACACCCACACAGUCGCCAAUGGCAGCGACGGAGCCCGGAACUGGGCCAGCUGACGAUGAGGAUGAGACCGAUGUGAUUGGCGAUCUAAUGGGUCACUAUGGCAAAUGGCAGCUGCUGAUGACAGUGCUGCUGUCGCUUUUCCAGGUGCCAAACACGUUUCACAUAUCCUCAUCUGUCUACCAGGCGGCCAACAAGGACUUCUGGUGCCAGCGUCCAACACAUCUGCAGCAAUUGCCCGUGGAUGCUUGGCGAAAUCUGAGCAGCUCCCAGGACAAUUGUCAUAUGCGCGCUGGCAUCGAUUGGAGCCAGCUGAGCAAUGAAACGCUGCCCUCACAAAUGGAGCAACAGGCGGCGGUGGUGGCAGCAGCAGCUACGGCUGCCAACGACGGGAAGCUGGUUGCCUGCAACAGCUGGGAGUAUGCGACAAACGACAAUGUCGGUAACACUUGGACCUCGCAGUGGGAUCUGGUGUGCGACAAGGAGCAUUUGAAAAAUGUGGCCGAGAUGUUCUUUCUGCUGGGCGUUGCAACAGGUGGCAUUAUUUCCGGCUACCUCUCCGACAAGUUUGGUCGCAAAACAAUGCUCUUCAUAUCGGCCGUGCUACAGACCAUAUUCGGUCUCUGGCUGUACUUUUGCAGUUCCUUUGAGCUAUAUUUGACGCUGCGUGCUCUGUUGGGGCUCGUCUCCGUCUCUGUGACCUAUUCGGGCCUCAUUCUGGCAAUCGAAUAUGUGGAUGGCAAGUGGCGAACAAUAGCCGGCAUGUAUAACCUAUUCCCACUGCCAAUAUCGUAUAUGAUUAUAUCUGGAUUGGCCUAUUUGACGCAAGACUAUCAACGUUUGCAGCUGUGCAUUGGUCUCCCAGGCAUUUUCCUCUGUUUUCUCUGGUUUGUGGUGCCGGAAUCACCGCGUUGGCUGCUGGUCAAGGGUCGCAUUGAGGAAGUGAAACGCAUCAUUGAAGCUGCGGCCGUUUUCAAUGGACGCCAGCUGCCCCCGGACUACCAGCUAACACCGCCUACGCAAGAGAGCAGCUCACAAGACGUUACGUAUCUGUUUCGGUCCAGCUACUUGAGGCGCAUCUCCAUCUGUUUUCUGUGCAUUUGGUUCACCAUGAACCUGGUCUACUACGGCAUUAUCUUGAAUAUGAGCUCGUUCGGUGGCAAUGUCUACUUGAAUUCGGCGCUAGCUGGCCUAGUCGAAAUACCUGCCAUUGCGGUGGCCAUGUACAUUAUCACCAAGGUGGGCAAAAAAUGGCUCUUUUGCGCCACCCUGUUCUGUGCCGGCGUCGCUUGUUGCUGUGCUGCGAUCACUGAGGGACGCGAGGACAUGCUUUGGCUGAAGAUCACAUUCCUGAUGAUGGGCAAGUUUACGAUCAGCGCUGGCAAUACCAUCAUGCCCGUUUACACCGCCGAACUAUAUCCCACGGCCAUACGCAAUGUGGGAGUGGGCGCCUGCAACGUUGCCGCUGGAUUGGCGCUCAUAUUAACGCCCUACUUAUCGCUUCUGAACAAAAUCGAAGGCCACCUGCUGAUGACUCUGCUCACCGCUUGGAGUAUUUUUGGCGGCUUUGUGGUGCUCUUCCUGCCUGAGACGGCGGUGCGGAAAAAUGCACCGUCCGCAACAAAUCGCCAGAACGCAGCUAAGCAGGUGUAAUAAAUUAUAGAGACGUUACUCUAAUACGCCUCACCGCACUCCCAAUACUCCUGUCACCUAAGAAAUAUUUUGGCUGGUCCAAAGUAUGUAAAUGAGCACACAGGCUACCAGAGAACUACUUAAUAUCAAGCAGUACCCACUUGAAUCGCUGCCCAGCCCCGAUUUGACAUAUCCACCGCCUCAGCCACCGCCACCUUCUAAUAACCAAGAACUCAAGUAAAUAGCGCAAUUAAUCGAAUGUCCAUGGAAUGCCAUAAGUCUAAAAGUCAGGCAGGACCUUAUUUGCGUAGCAAGUAGUGAGUAUUUAAAAAUGAAAUAAUAUAUUAAAACAAAACUGUUAUUCGUAAUGUAAUAAUGGCUUUUAGCUUAUAAUAGUGUAAGAAUAAACAAAUGAAUAUUGUUAACGAAGUCACAAUUCGGAGUAGGCAAAUCUCUUCGGUAUCAUCGAAGAUUACAAAUUUCACA